Messenger RNA from Malassezia japonica, 1374 nucleotides. RefSeq names its product tyrosine--tRNA ligase. Gene Ontology annotation, cellular component: cytoplasm. Gene Ontology annotation, biological process: tyrosyl-tRNA aminoacylation. Gene Ontology annotation, molecular function: tyrosine-tRNA ligase activity; ATP binding. Lineage: Eukaryota; Fungi; Basidiomycota; Malasseziomycetes; Malasseziales; Malasseziaceae. The transcript has 3 exons. Bases 1 to 1374 code for a protein of 457 amino acids. The record is from RefSeq and is a predicted model, not a curated record.
AUGUCGGCUGCGGACGCCUUGACGGCGACCAAGAAGUUUGAGCUGAUCUCGCGAGGCAUCGAAGAGAUUCUCGGUGCGGAUGCUAUCCACAAGAUCCUUGAGGAAAACGAGCGGCCGGUGCGCUGCUACUGGGGCACGGCGCCGACCGGCCGCCCCCACGUCGGCUACCUCGUGCCCCUGACGAAGCUCGCCGACUUUUUGCGCGCGGGUGUUAAUGUCAAGGUGCUCUUUGCGGAUAUCCAUGCGUUCCUGGACAACAUGAAGGCUCCGAUCGAGCUCGUGAAGCAGCGCGCCGAGUACUACCAGCGCAUUCUCAUUGCCGUGAUGCAGGCGAUCGGCGUGCCGACCAACCAGAUGACCUUUGUCCUCGGCUCGUCGUACCAGCUCACGGAAAAGUACAACUUUGACACCUACCGCCUCGCGGCGAUGGUCACGGAGCACGACGCGAAAAAGGCCGGCGCCGAGGUCGUGAAGCAGGUCGCUUCGCCGCUCAUCAGUGGUCUGCUGUACCCUGGUCUGCAGGCGCUCGACGAGCAGUACCUCGACGUCGACUUCCAGUUCGGCGGUAUCGACCAGCGCAAGAUCUUUACGUUUGCCGAGCAAUACCUGCCGAAGCUCGGCUACGCCAAGCGCUCGCACCUCAUGAACGCCAUGGUGCCGGGCAUGAACGGCACCAAGAUGUCCUCGUCGGACGUCGACUCCAAGAUCGACUUCCUCGACUCGCCCGCGGACAUCAAGCGCAAGAUCAAGGGCGCCUACUGCAUGCCGGGCGAGAUUGAGAACAACGGUGUGAUUGCGUUUGUCGGCUCGGUGCUCAUGCCGAUCGCGCGCGUGCGCGCCGACUCGGUCGCGAUGGGCGUCACGCCGGACCCGCACUGGGUCCGCCCGCUGGUCCCGAGCGAUGCGCCGGCCGGCACGCUCUUUACCAUCCCCCGUCCGGAGAAGUACGGCGGCGCGCUGCACUACAGCACCUACGACCAGCUCGUGUCCGACUAUAAAGAGCAAAAGGUGCACCCCCAGGACCUCAAGUCGGCCGUCACCGAGGCGCUGAUCACCCUCCUGGAGCCGGUCUAUCACAUGUUUGAGACCGACGAGUCCUUCCGCAAGAUCAAGGCGCAGGCCUACCCCGAAGACGAGCCGAAGGAGGUCAAGAAGAAGGUCAAGAAGGUGAACCCCCGCAUGGCGCCGUUCAUCCUCAAAUCCGAGGGCGGUCUCGCGGAGACCGAGGAGGAGGCCGCGGCGAACGCGGCUGCGGCCGGCGUGCCGUACAAGCCCUCGCGGAAAGGCAAGAAGCAGGACGCUGCGCCGGCCAACACCGACGCGCCGGCCGACGCGCCGACCGAGGCGCUCGCCGCGGUCGAUCUGCAGAAAUAA